Molecule: messenger RNA, 2456 nt
Organism: Eublepharis macularius
Lineage: Eukaryota; Metazoa; Chordata; Lepidosauria; Squamata; Eublepharidae
Product: protein-glutamine gamma-glutamyltransferase 5-like
Exons: 13
Coding region: 10-2052 (680 amino acids)
Biological process (GO): peptide cross-linking
Molecular function (GO): protein-glutamine gamma-glutamyltransferase activity
Source: RefSeq, a predicted model, not a curated record
GGCAGCAGCAUGGACCAAGGGCUGCAGGUGGCGUCCAUCGACUGGCAGAGCCGCGGGAACAACCGGCAGCACCGCACGGCCCAGAUCGGCACCCAGCGGCUGAUCGUGCGCAGAGGGCAGGCCUUCGCCCUCCGCCUGCACUUCCUCCCCAGGGGCUACCUGCCCGGAGCGGACACCGUCCACCUGAUCGCCGAGACGGGGCCCCAGCCGGAGCGGCGGGCGGGCACGCGGGCCGUCUUCCUCCUGGAGCAGGGUCCGCCGGCGGCCGGGAGCGCCUGGCGGGCCGGCCACGUCUCCAGCAGCGGCCCGCGCUCCGCCGACGUGGCCGUGUGGGCGCCGGCCGGGGCCCCCCUCGGGCGCUACCAGCUGCUCAUCCACAUCGACUCCGGCCAGGGCCGCGUCGCCGCCUACCGCCUGGGCCACUUCCUGCUGCUCUUCAACGCCUGGUGCCCAGAGGAUGACGUCUACCUGGCCGGCGAGGAGGAGAGGCGGGAAUACGUCCUGAACGAGCAGGGCAUCAUCUUCCAGGGCAACAGGGACUGGAUCCGGCCGUCUCCCUGGAACUACGGCCAGUUUGAGGAAGACAUUGUGGACAUCGCCUUGAAACUCCUGGACAGAAGCUUGAACUUUCAGCGCGACCCUGCCAGGGAUAGCUCCCUACGCAGCAGCGCAGCCUAUGUCAGCCGGGUGCUGAGUGCAAUGAUCAACAGCAACGAUGAUAACGGGGUCCUGCUGGGCAACUGGAGUGAAGAUUAUUCAGGGGGGGUCCGCCCGACCGAGUGGAGCAGCAGCCUUGCUAUCCUCAGGCAGUGGCACCGCUCUGGAGGCCAGCCGGUCAGAUACGGGCAGUGCUGGGUCUUCGCAGCUGUGAUGUGCACAGUGAUGCGGUGCCUGGGGAUCCCGACUCGUGUGGUGACUAAUUUCAACUCGGGUCACGACACAGACGGAAACUUGGUAAUCGACGUCUUCUAUGACAAGACAGGCCAACUCCUGCCCCGGGAGAGCAAGGACAGUGUUUGGAACUUCCACGUGUGGAAUGAGUGCUGGAUGGCCAGGCGGGACCUGCCCGCGGGGUACAGUGGCUGGCAGGUCCUGGAUGCGACACCCCAGGAACGCAGCAGUGGACUCUACUGCUGUGGUCCAGCCCCCGUCGCCGCCAUCCGGGAAGGAGACACGCAGCACCUCUAUGAUGCCCCCUUCGUGUUCUCGAUGGUGAAUGCGGAUCGUGUUGCUUGGCUGCUUUACGGGACGAGGAAGGAGAAGAUCCACUGGGACACGAACUCCAUUGGGAUGCACAUCAGCACCAAACACAUUGGGAGUGAGGAGCGAGAGGACAUCACCAGCGCCUACAAGCACCCAGAAGGUUCCCUGGAGGAGCGCCAGGCAUUCCAGAAGGCCCUUGCCCAGCGGCGGCAGCCUGGCUCAGCCGGUUCCCCGGCAGGGGCCUUGCCUGCCGGCCCGGACCCUGUGGCGAGGUUCUCUGCUCCGGCAGGCAGCGCAAGCCAGGCCCAGCUCUCCCUCCGGCUCAGACUGGUGGAGAGUCCGGAGAUCGGGCAGGACCUGCACCUGAUGCUGCUUGCGCAGAACCUCGAAGUUGCCCGCAAGGAACUGAAGAUCAGUCUGAGCACCCAGCUGGUGCUGCACAACGGCACGCCCCGGCCUCCCUUCUGGCAGGACACCCACUACCUCUCCCUCGGCCCCAGAGAAGAAAAGAGCGUCUCCUGGAUUAUCUCUUACGGGCAGUACGGCAAACACCUGGUGGAAGACAAGCAAGUCCAGGUCAUCGCCAUCGCAGAGGAGAGCACCACCUGGCAGAAGACGCUGGUGGAGAAGACCAUCACCAUGGCCAGCCCCGCCCUCACGCUCAGCGUUCUGGCGCCCGUCGUGGUGAACCAGCCUUUCCCGCUCCACGUGGAGUUCGUCAACCCCCUGCCUGAGCCUGUGGGAGGCUGCAUCUUGACCGUGGAAGGCAGCGGGCUGGUGAAGGACCAAGGCCGGAUCGAGUUCCUGUCUCCUGAUGCUACAACGAAGGUUUCCAACACCUGUGACUGAGGCACUCCCACACCCACACCAGGGUGAGAGGUCUGGGGGAGCCACAGGAGCGACUCGGUGGGCCUUCCCUAGGUCAGCUCUUUUGAAAAGGACACCAUUUCUGGUGGGGGAGGGGGGGCUUCAUCCCAGAGAGGCCUCCAGCCAAGCCUAAGUGCCUGUCCCUGGAUACCUUGCAAAGAGCAGCAAGGGCUCCCUGUGUAUUUUAAGAGCCACUGCUGUAGCGAAAGGGCCCCUUCCCUUUACAAAAAGAGGAUGGUGUUUUUGGCAAGCAGGUUUAAGGCAGCAUUUCCUUUAACCAGCCAUUGUAUGGGGGGGGGGCUGGAUACCCCUCCCUGCCCCAGUCCUGCCUCUAAGCCCAGAACUUCCUGCCUGCCAGGGUGGGAGAACGUCCUUGAUGAGUUUCG